Molecule: messenger RNA, 1881 nt
Organism: Phaeodactylum tricornutum CCAP 1055/1
Lineage: Eukaryota; Bacillariophyta; Bacillariophyceae; Surirellales; Neidiaceae
Exons: 3
Coding region: 1-1881 (626 amino acids)
Biological process (GO): DNA integration
Molecular function (GO): nucleic acid binding
Source: RefSeq, a predicted model, not a curated record
AUGCCGGAACCUCCGUCUGCACCUACCCAAAGAUCAACCAGUACAACGACUACAACUACAAAUUCUAGUCGCUCUGCUAUUGCCGAUUUCAAACGAGGAGUAAAACGAGACAAGACGCACUAUCCAGUUCUUAAAGAUGACCGUUAUUGGGACAACUUCUACCGUACUUUUGUCGUUACCGCAGUAUCGCACAAUGUAGUGAUAAACAAGUCAUCAUCUGCUUUUCAUGCCAACUCCCACUCUUUAACCGAUACGGGACACCCCUCAUCAACGGACGAAUUGUUGCACGAAAACGGCAACGGUAAAUUCCAUGAGUGCGGGAACGACACGGAACUGCUUGCACACCUUACUGAUUGCUCAAGUAAUAUGGCAAAUGGAGACAUUUGCAAGGUCCUUGCUUCAGCUUCCUCCUAUAAGCAAAAUUCAAAGAACUCCCUGCUGUCAAAUAUGCUCGAGUACAGUAUUUCCCGACACUCCGUUGCUGGGACUACAUCCUCCCUCAUCAACAGAGGCGCAAACGGCGGACUUGCAGGAAGCGAUGUUAAAAUCCUUAACAAAAGAGGCCGUUCUGCAAGCAUCACGGGUAUUAAUGACCAUACUUUGCCUGAUUUGGACAUUGUCACCGCCGCCGGCCUUGUUGAAUCCCAAAAUGGACCCAUCAUUGUCAUACUUCACCAGUACGCACACCAUGGAAAAGGUAAAACAAUUCAUUCUAGUGCGCAACUUGAGUAUUACAAGAAUAUUGUUGAGGACCAUUCCCGUGUUUUAGGAGGUAAACAAUGUAUCAUAACUCGAGAUGAUUAUGUUAUUCCUCUACAUGUUUGUCAAGGACUAGCUUAUAUGGACAUGCGACCUCCUUCCGAUACGGAAUUUGACACGUUACCCCACGUUGUACUUACUUCCGAUGUCGACUGGGACACGUCCAUUAUUGACAACGAAAUUGACCUUGUCACAGAUUGGGAUGAUGCCGUCCAGGACCUUCCCAGCGACGUACGUGGAACCCUGCACGUUGCGAACUUUGACAUUUUUUCGUCACCUGACUUUGUUGAUCGGUCCACGGCUAUCAAUAAUAUACUCUUGUCAAAUCAACAUGACAUGACCCCCAAUCCACACAAUUACGAAGCCUUGCGUCCUUGUCUUGGCUGGAUCUCCGCCGACACAGUCCAGAAAACCAUUAUGGCCACUACGCAAUUCGCUCGUGAAGUCUAUAAUGCACCCAUGCGUAAACAUUUCAAGUCUCGUUUUCCGGCACUUAACGUUCACUGGCGCAACGAAGCUGUAGCUACUGAUACCAUUUGGUCGGACACGCCUGCUGUUGAUGAUGGCGCUAAAUUUGCGCAAUUAUUUGUCGGUAGACAAUCGCUUGUCACCGACAUUUACCCUAUGAAAACAGACAAAGAGUUUGUUAAUGCUCUCGAAGACAAUAUUCGUCAUCGUGGCGCCAUGGAUAAACUCAUCAGUGAUCAUGCUAAAGCCGAGAUCAGCAAGAAAGUUUCUGAUAUUACCUGCGCUUACCACAUUGAUCAAUGGCAAAGCGAGCCUAAUCACCAGCACCAAAAUUAUGCCAAACGCCGAAUUGCAACUGUCGAAGCAAAUGCGAAUAAAAUUCUAAACAAAACUGGUGCACCCAAUUCUACAUGGUUAUUGUGUGUUUCCUACAUUUGUUAUUUGUUUAAUCAUUUGGCACAUGAGUCUUUGCACAAUUGCACUCCUCUUGAAAUUCUUAAUGGUAGUACUCCUGAUAUUCGCGUACUCCUUCAAUUCCAUUUCUGGGAACCAAACUACUACCAACUUGAAGACCCUACUUUUCCUUCCGAUGGAACUGAAAAGAAAGGCCAUUUUGUUGGAAUUGCAGAUUCCGUUGGUGAUGCCCUUACCUAA